AUGCCGAAGAACUUUGUAUUACCUACAGUGCUGGAACCAUACAAGGGGUUCGAUGACCUCCGAGCUCAUGUUAAAAAGUUUCAAUCCAUGAUGUUUUUUAACGGCGCUAACAACGAGCCCGUGCUUUGCCGGGCUUUUCCUACUUAUCUUGAUGGUGCUGCAUUACUGUGGUUUUCUAAACUGUCUGCAGGUUCAAUUUCCUCCUUUGAGGAACUAGCGAGAUCCUUUAUUGACUAUUUCGCUGCAUCGAGAAUUUAUGUCCAUGGAUCAGACUACCUAGGCACAAUCAAGCAAGGCCAACACGAGAGUUUAAAAAACUACAUGACCAGGUUUUCCGAGGCUACUAUGGAGAUCCAAGACUUGGAUCCGGCGGUCCACCUGCAUGCCCUCAAGGCCGGCCUCCGACCAGGCAAAUUCCGGGAAAUCAUUGUGAUAACAAAACCAAAAACACUGGAGGAGUUCCGAGAAAGGGCUGCAGGUCAAAUGGAGAUUGAAGAACUCCGCGAGGCUCAAAAGCCGGAUAGACAACCUCAGCAGAUGGAUGAGAAAAAAGCUUUCAGAUCACCAAGCAACAAGGAUACAAAAAGGCCCUUCAAACUCACACCAAAAUACAACACGUAUACUAGAUUCAAUACCAAGAGAGAAAACAUCAUCAAAGAAAUUCUGAAUGCCAAAAUUGUGAAGCCGCCAGCUCGAGCAGGGAACUACCAGGACCAAAGGCUUGUGGAUAGGAGCAAGCACUGCGCCUUCCACCAGAAGUUCGGCCACACCACCGACGACUGCAUUGUCGCAAAAGACCUCUUAGAGAGACUGGCACGCCAAGGGCUUCUGGACAAAUAUGUUGAGAGCCGGAAAGCCAGAAGAACAAACUCAGACAGAGAGGUGAACAAACAAACAGUGAUAGACAAAAAAGAACAGACAACUCCUGAUCCACCAAGAGGAAUCAUUAGCCACAUAUCAGGAGGCUUUGCAGGCGGAGGUGAGACAAGCUCGGCCAGAAAGCGAAGCUACAGGGCGAUGCUGGCAAUUGAGGGAACACUACAGUCAAGGAAGGACAAGGACCCAGACGUCACGAUAUCCUUCAACCAAGCAGACUUCAGAUCGGCAAGCCCUAACCUCGACGACCCAGUGGUGAUUUCCAUCCAGGUCGGAGAGUUGUUGGUAAGAAAAACACUACUGGACCCAGGUAGUAGCGCUAAUGUUUUAUUUUAUUCUACCUUUAAAAAGAUGCAAUUAUCAGAAAAACUGAUACAACCCUCCUCGGGAGAGCUAAUGGGUUCUCCGAAGAAAGAGUCCCCAUCAUGGGACAUAUAUGGCUGA
Arachis ipaensis is the source of this 1320-nucleotide messenger RNA. RefSeq lists its product as uncharacterized. NCBI's taxonomy places the organism in Eukaryota, Viridiplantae, Streptophyta, Magnoliopsida, Fabales, Fabaceae. The record is from RefSeq and is a predicted model, not a curated record.